Messenger RNA from Vigna umbellata (rice bean), 4651 nucleotides. The record is from RefSeq and is a predicted model, not a curated record. NCBI's taxonomy places the organism in Eukaryota, Viridiplantae, Streptophyta, Magnoliopsida, Fabales, Fabaceae.
CUAAAAUUUGAGCGGGAAAUACACCUUUGGGAGCUUUGAUGAAUUUGUAUGGAUUACAAAUAAAGAUUUAUUCUAAUCCUAUUGCUAGCUUUUAGAUUUGUCAAUGGAAUGGUUAACUGUGUCAUGUUUUUGAGUUUUGGAUUUGAAUUGCUGAUUCAGUGUUUGGUAGAUAUGGUGAUGAUGUUAUCCCCCUUCCGUAUGAUCCUUAUGAAUUAUCUAAUCAAUAAAAAGUUCAACUGGAAAAGUUCGCAACUUGCUAACAGAUUCUCCUCUUCCCUCGCUUUUGUGGAAAACCCAUUUGGUUCAUGUGCAAAACAUGAAGAAAAGUCCACAUUUUCCAACCCACUUAGUUUCUUACGUGAUUACAAGUUUUCAGGGAAGAAUGUUAGGAACACGGAAAUCUUGCAUGCCCAUUUGCUUAAAACUUGUGAUUUACAAUCUGAUAUCUUCUCCAUGAACACUUUGCUCGAUUGGUAUUGCAAAUCUGCUGACAUGGUUAUUGCCUACAAGCUGUUUGAUACAAUUGCUCUUCCUAAUCUUGUUUCUUGGAACAUCAUGAUAUCCGGUUGUGACCAUAAUUCAAUGUUUGAGAAGUCCCUGGAGAUGUUUCGCAGAAUGCAUUUUCGUGGUGUUGAGCCUGACGAGUUUAGUUAUGGAAGUGUUCUUUCAGCCUGUAGUGCUCUGCAAGCACCAAUAUUUGGCAAGCAAGUUUAUGCACUUGUAACGAAGAAUGGCUUUCUUUCCAGUGGUUAUGUUCAGACUCGAAUGGUGGAUUUGUUUUCAAAAAAUUGUAACUUUAAGGAGGCUUUAAGGUUUUUCUAUGAUGCUUCGCGUGAUAAUGUGGCAUGUUGGAAUGCUAUUAUUUCCGUGGCAGUUAAAAGUGGUGAAAGCUCGGUUGCUUUGAAUCUGUUUCGCCAAAUGCACCAUGCAUCUGUAAUGCCAAAUAGUUAUACAUUUCCCAGCCUCUUAACAGCAUGUGGUGCUCUUAAAGAGUUGCAUAUUGGGAGAGGAGUUCAUGGGCGGGCAAUCAAAUGCGGUGCGACAGAUGUCUUUGUGGAGACUUCUAUUGUUGAUUUCUAUGCAAAAUUUGGAGGUAUGAAUGAAGCUUUUAGACAAUUUUCCCAAAUGCAAGUUCACAAUGUGGUCUCCUGGACUGCAAUCAUUUGUGGAUUUGUGCAAGAGGAUGAUAUCAUUUUUGCACUAAAGCUUUUCAAAAAUAUGAGAGCAAUAGGGCACGAAACAAAUAACUAUACUCUUACUAGUGUACUUUCUGCAUGUGCAAAACCCGGGAUGAUUAAGGAGGCUGGUGAAAUUCAUUCCUUGGUAUUAAAAUUAGGGUUCAAUGUGGAUCCUAAGGUUGGAACUGCUUUGAUCCAUAUGUAUGCAAAAAUAGGAGAACUUGGACUAUCCGAGUUAGCCUUUAGUGAGAUUAAAAAUAAAAAGGAUCAGUGCACAUGGGCAGCCAUGUUGUCUUCUUUUGCACAGAACCAAAAUUCUAGAAGGGCAGUUGAGUUGUUCCUUUUAAUGUUCGGAGAAGGUGUGAAACCUGAUGAAUAUUGUAUUAGUAGUGUGUUAAGCAUUAUGAACUGCUUAUUUCUAGGAUCACAGAUAAAUGGUUACACUUUGAAGUCUGGGUUAGUUGCUGACGUUUCUGUUGGCUGCUCACUUUUAACAAUGUAUUCAAAGUGUGGUUGUUUAGAAGAAUCUUAUAAAGUUUUUCAGCAAAUUCCAGCCAAAGACUAUGUUUCAUGGUCCUCCAUGAUUUCUGGUUUUGUAGAGCAUGGGUAUGCAUAUCGAUCUCUUCAGCUAUUUAAAGAAAUGCUAUAUCAAGAAAUUGAACCUGAUAACAUUACCUUAACCUCUACUUUAGCUGCAUGUUCUGAUCUUUGUGUCUUAAAGACUGGCAAAGAAAUUCAUGGUUAUGCUCUCCGUUUAGGAAUAGGAACAAACAUAGUUGUUGGCGGUGCACUUGUAAACAUGUAUUCAAAAUGUGGAGGCUUGAACAUAGCAAGGACAGUGUUUGAUAUGCUGCCACAAAAGGAUGCGUUUGCUCUUUCUUCCUUGGUCUCAGGUUAUGCUCAAAAGGGUCUAAUUGAAGAGUCACUUUUGUUAUUUUGUGAAAUGUGCCGAACUGAUAUGACAGUUGAUGCCUUCACAAUUUCAUCCAUUCUUGGGGGUGCUGCAGUUUUGUAUCGGCCAGACAUUGGAGCACAACUGCAUGCCUACACUGAAAAAUUGGGCGUUCGAGCAGAUGUAUCUAUUGGUAGUUCACUAGUGACAAUGUACUCAAAAUGUGGGAGUAUCGAGGAUUGUCAGAAAGCAUUUGAUGAUGUUAAGAAGCCUGAUCUGAUAGGUUGGACAUCCAUCAUAGUGAGCUAUGCUCAGCAUGGUAAGGGUGCAGAGGCUUUAGCUGCUUAUGAACUUAUGAGAAAACAAGGAGUCCAGCCUGAUGCCGUAAUUUUUGUUGGGAUCCUAUUGGCAUGUAGUCAUAGUGGGCUGGUUGAAGAAGCCUUCUUUUAUCUCAAUUCGAUGUGUCAAGAUUACAACAUUAAGCCAGGUUAUCGUCAUUAUGCUUGUCUUAUUGAUCUUCUUGGUCGAUCAGGUAGACUGAGGGAGGCUGAAAGUUUCAUCAACAAGAUGCUUGUUGAGCCUGAUGCUUUAAUAUGGGGAACUUUGCUUGCUGCUUGCAAGGUCCAUGGUGAUUUUGAGCUUGGCAAGUUAGCAGCCAAAAAGAUAUUGGAAUUGGGGCCAAGUGAUGCUGGAGUUUAUGUGUCAUUUUCAAAUAUCUGUGCAGAUGUAGGACAGUGGGAAGAAGUCACAAAGAUUAGAAACUCAUUGAAAGGAAAAGGGAUGAAGGAGCCUGGUUGGAGCCUUUUGUGAAAAACUAUGAAUAUGAUGUCAUGAUUGGUGACUUAGUAACUACUAAUCUGAUAUGUUGAAUUCCUGACAAACAAAUGGUAAAAGAAUGGUGAGUUUGACAUCUGAAGACUAGAUUCAUAUGUAUCAGGACAAUGAUUGUUCUGGACGAUGCUGGAUGCACAGUUAUCUUAAGAAAUGUCAAAAUAUAUUGAUACAACUAUAAUGUUAUGAUCAAUUGCAUGUAUUUUCAUAAUUCAGAUGCAUAAAUAUGCAAGGAAACACAGCUUGGCAUUUGUAUCGCAUUUUGUGGCCAAUUUCUAUGUUGAAGUGACUUCUGCACUUGGGGGCCAUAUACAUAAUGAUCAAAAACUUGCGCAAAACUGAUAUGGUUUAAUAUUGCCUGGAGAGUUUCUAUGGUGCAUAACGCAGGUGGAAUUGCAAAGUCAGAUAGCUUCACUGAUUGGAUUUUGGGUUUAAAAUUAUCCCAUGAUUUUGGUGCUUGUUAAUAUGACAGUCAUUAAGUGACUGGUGAUUAUUGGGUGUGAUGCUUAUGGCACUAAGGAGCAUGAUGGAAACACUUUCAAGCUACCAAAAUUUCCAAACUACAUUAUGUUCAUAUAAAGACUUCAAUAUGGAUACUCUGGGGAAAAUUGAUCAAGAUUUGGUAAAUUUUUCAGCUGUUCCUCUGAAGAGCUACAAACCUUAACUAUUACAGGACAAUUUGCUGUUAUCAAAUUUCUGAAAUGUAACUGUAGGAAUGAUUCUUUGCGUUCCUUUCACUUAACUCAACUAACUAGUCCCUGGACAUUUUGUAGGCCUACUUGAAACUAUUUGUCACCCUAGCAGGGCCUAUAAAAGCCUUGAUUCCUUCAUGGUAAUGAUGCUGUGCUGGUGGGUUCUGCUGUGCAACCCAGGUAUCUCCUGCUACAUUUUGCCAGAAAUGUUUGCAACUUCUAAUUGACUAUUGUUUUGGUGUGGAUGCAAAACUAAAGAAAUAAGAGGAACACACUGUCUUUGGAGAGUUUUUAACCUGAGAAAAUCUUUAAAAUGGCGACUAAGGCCUCUAGCACAAUGGCGCCCGUUGCCAGGGAACAAUGAUUUAGUAGCCAUUUGUAUGUAGUUUAUGUUUUUUUACUUUUAGUUUGAUCAUUCUAGGUAGGAGUUGUUUAGAUUUUUCUGCUACUGUUACAUACUGUUUUUGGCUGUGUUCAUUGCCCUAUUUCUGUCACUGUGUUUGCUGUAAGUGUAUCAUCAUCAGGUGCAGAUCAGAUUCAAUACACAAAUUUGACCCUGAAAUUGAGAGGCUAGAAGGAGAAGCUGAACGAGUUUGAUUCAGAAUCCAUUGACCAAACUAUCAAGCCUGUUGAACCAGAAACAGUCAAUUGAGAGACAUGGACCUGCAACGUGAGAGAACCUUGAAGGAGCUGGCAAACCAGGAUGUAGGCUACCAACCUCUGUAUAUCCAGAUUCCACAUUCUGAAGGGGCUGCCAACUUUGAAUUGAACCCAAAACUGAUCCAGCUGCUGCCAAAGUUUCAUGGCUUGGCUGAUGAGGAUCCAUACAAGUAAUGUUAGGUUCCUGAGUAGAAAACCUAAUUAACCACGAUCACAGUCGGCAGAAAAAAUAAUGAAAGAAUGAAUUUAUCUUACUAAAUGUAGCCUUCACAUUUAGUGCCUCUUAGAACACUUGUCCUAUAUGUUGGCAAAGAUUUUGUCAUGCUUGUGCCUUCCUCUAAGAUUUCUUAUUUUUCAAUUUAGGUAUACUUUGUGUGACACGAUUUUAUUGACUUCCU